CCCACGCCCCCUCCCGCGCGCGCGGUUAAAUCCCCGCACCUGAGCAUCGGCUCACACCUGCACCCCGCCCGGGCAUAGCACCAUGCCUGCUUGUCGCCUAGGCCCGCUAGCCGCCGCCCUCCUCCUCAGCCUGCUGCUGUUCGGCUUUACCCUAGUCUCAGGCACAGGAGCAGAGAAGACUGGCGUGUGCCCCGAGCUCCAGGCUGACCAGAACUGCACGCAAGAGUGCGUCUCGGACAGCGAAUGCGCCGACAACCUCAAGUGCUGCAGCGCGGGCUGUGCCACCUUCUGCUCUCUGCCCAAUGAUAAGGAGGGUUCCUGCCCCCAGGUGAACAUUAACUUUCCCCAGCUCGGCCUCUGUCGGGACCAGUGCCAGGUGGACAGCCAGUGUCCUGGCCAGAUGAAAUGCUGCCGCAAUGGCUGUGGGAAGGUGUCCUGUGUCACUCCCAAUUUCUGAGCUCCAGCCACCACCAGGCUGAGCAGUGAGGAGAGAAAGUUUCUGCCUGGCCCUGCAUCUGGUUCCAGCCCACCUGCCCUCCCCUUUUUCGGGACUCUGUAUUCCCUCUUGGGCUGACCACAGCUUCUCCCUUUCCCAACCAAUAAAGUAACCACUUUCAGCA
This is a messenger RNA of Pan troglodytes (chimpanzee), 620 nucleotides long. It is a transcript of the gene WFDC2, whose product is annotated as WAP four-disulfide core domain 2. The record is from RefSeq and is a predicted model, not a curated record. Gene Ontology annotation, molecular function: serine-type endopeptidase inhibitor activity. Gene Ontology annotation, biological process: innate immune response; antibacterial humoral response. NCBI's taxonomy places the organism in Eukaryota, Metazoa, Chordata, Mammalia, Primates, Hominidae. Bases 83 to 457 code for a protein of 124 amino acids. The transcript is spliced from 4 exons. Gene Ontology annotation, cellular component: extracellular region.